Messenger RNA from Paramuricea clavata, 444 nucleotides. Lineage: Eukaryota; Metazoa; Cnidaria; Anthozoa; Malacalcyonacea; Plexauridae. The record is from the annotation of a GenBank genome assembly.
GACAUUUUUUAUGCACAAUCUUGUUCUACUAAAAUGGAUGAAAUAGACGAAGAACUCUUCGAGGUAGACAAUAGCUGCGGUCAAAACGACUUGGAAACAUCAAGCACCUUGUUAGAGAAUGUCAAUGCUGCAUGUCCAGUUCAGCUGAUGCUUUUGGUCGUUAUGUGGUCCAUGCGUUAUCUGAACUUGACCCAGCCACUAGAAUUUUUGCCCAACAUGAAAUCACUAAUAUUUUGUUCCAAGCUCAAACUGGAGAACUUAGGAGCAAGCACAGUAUCAGCUAGAACGCUUCCACCUUCGCCAGUUAUACAACCACAACAACAGACCUUUCAGCCAAUAUCUAGACCAAACAUUAUUCCUAGACCGUCAGCAAUCCUUAAGUCGCCAGACCAUCAUUUCUUCGGCACGAAUAGUCAACCAUGCAGUAGUAUACCAUCUAUAUAG